Molecule: messenger RNA, 2137 nt
Organism: Sycon ciliatum
Lineage: Eukaryota; Metazoa; Porifera; Calcarea; Leucosolenida; Sycettidae
Exons: 4
Coding region: 459-1589 (376 amino acids)
Source: RefSeq, a predicted model, not a curated record
CAUCUAAACUAGCAUAGCAGUAUUGUUGAUAUCGCUGUGCUGAUGAGUAAUGAUUAUGUCAAGGCUCAAGGAUGGCUGCAUACGCGUGCACACCUUCACAGCUUCGCUAUCAACCACGAAGCUCGAACACAGUCGAAGGUCGAGCGGAUGACUAAAAAACAGGGCUGAAGCUUGUUCAGUAACGCAAGCCCUGAGGAUGUGGGAUAUGAGAAUAGAGUCAUGAAUGUGACUUAUCUAGGCGGCGGGCCAAGCAACUGUAGCAGCUAUGCGCUGUACAAUCGACUACAGCUAGCUAUGGACUAUCGGUACUAUGCCUAUGGGGUAGUAUGGGUGAUUUGCACAAACACUCGAAUGGCUGACGUUCCCAGGAACACCAACACAUUUGAGUCUUUCACUGGCACCCGCACGAACCGUUGUUCUUGACUUGACCGUGACAAGAAAGUUGGCUAGCAACGAGAAUGGCGACUCUGAAGGCCAAUAUACUGCGCGUAGGAGCAGUGUUUGCUAUAACACUGGUGGUGUUGCUGACUGAUUUUCACCGAUGCCAGGGUGCCCUAGCUAGCAGUAGUUCUGACACCUACCAUGGAUCAUCCUCGUUUACAAGUUUAUCCAGCCGUCAUCGACGCAGUGUUAAUGCCCCUCCUCCGAUAUUUGGCUCCAUGACCUGCAAGCGCCAAGGCAGCAAGGACGGUAAUGACUUCACACUCGUUACCGACUUCUUCAGCCUCUACAUCAACUUCUUCAACGUGCCAAGGGACGAGGCAGCGCAGGAAUACUACAGUGACAUGACUUGUGACGUGGAUUACACCGGACCGUUCGGAUCGGAGGUGCACAUUGAGUUUGCCGUGUGCCUCUUGGAACCUGUGACGUCACCCAGUGCAUGCGGUAACGACAUCAUUGAGUUGCAUAGGAUUACGAAGAAGGGGCAUAAGCAAGUGCAUCGGAUCUGCAAGGACCCGCAGAGUCACUACGGCACGGUCAGGACCAAUCACCUUCGCUUUUCUUUCCGAUCCGACAGCAAAGUGCAGAGCAUCGGCUGCUUUGGACUCUUCUUUCCCUUUCAUGGUGGAAAUGGCAUCAGCACCUUUGGCCGAAAGAAGAGGAACAUUGAACAACUCUAUGACAAGAACUCCGAGGCAAGGUUCCCGAACCCACGAUUUGGUGAAUAUUCAACUCGUCCCAAAUGCCGCACUUCCGUAUUGGAUUACACAAGGACUGCCAGCUGUGGAUUUAGCAAUGAUGCCUGGAAGGCCCCGCCUAGUUGUGCCAGUCCAGCAAUGUUUAUCAACGGACAGCUUCAACCAUCUACCAAUGGUUCCAUUGAGUCUGACGUGCUAGCUUCAACCUUCCUGCGUUGUACAGUGCAGGUACUUGAGAAGGAAUACGAGAGGUGGCGGGUCAUGUGUGAAGCUGUUAGAUGUCAGCAGUUCAACAUGCACUGCUAUUUCAAUGCCAAGAGCCUUGACUGCAACUUCUGUGACUACUACAAUGGCAAACUGCGACAGUCACGAUCAAGGGACAAGUAUUCCAUGCUGAACCCAUGGAAUAUCCUGUAUGAAAGCCGCUGCGGCGUUUUGCCACAUGACUAGACUCAGUGUGUAUAGGUACGCGGGGUUUUGCUUGGAAUAUCCACCAGCUAUAAACCAGAUCACGGGGUGUCGUUCCGGCGUGGUGCCCUGAGCUUUCUUGUUCAGGACUGCAGUGGUCAGUUGCUCUGCACUGCACAGUACACCAUUCCACUGUACAGCACUGCAUGAUGGACCAUUCCACUGUACAGCACUGCAUGAUGGACCAUUCCACUGUACAGCACUGCACAGCACUGCGUGGUACAGCAUUGGGACCGUAUGUAAAAUAAAGUGCAUGACUGAUGUAGCGAGGCAAAUACAUACUCAUUCAUCUUCUCCUUGUCAAGCCGGUUUGCAUGCAUAGUCGAUUUCGAGUUUAUGCAAGUACUUUGAAGUAUGCAUGGGUAUGUUAACAUGGUGUGAUAUUAAUUAAAACUGUGAUAUCCGCAGUAGUGUAGUGCACUUUAAUGCAACAAACUUCUUGCUGAUCAUUUCAAGCCAUGCGUAUCUUCAACAAGGCAUUUCUUUGGUCCUGGUACAUUGUACAUACACAGAUAGGAGAUCCCCCCCCC